GGCUGCUAACUUGACUGUGGACACAAAAAACUGCGAAAUCAAGGAGAGGGACAGCGCCCAGAAUAACUGUAAACCUCUGCAAACUGUGUGGAGCAUCGCGUUGGAAAUGAGACUGCUGUCAUAUUCUCCGGGUUGUCGGACGUUAAAACAGAGGACAUGUCCUUCGGUUUGUUAAAGCCACAGUGCUACACUCAACUCUCCAAGCAUGCUACAGCAGUGACAAUCUCUCUCUACUCAGCAGCACUGUUUGAUCCAAGAGAAACGUGCCUUGUAAGGAAGCAGGAUGUUCACAGGCUCCACCAAACUGCCACCUACUAAAACCCCGCAGCCUGAGCGGCUGGAUGAAGUGUACGCUGCCUUACGCAGAGGCUUACAGUCGUACCUGCAGGUCCACCAGCUGGAGCUGGACAGUCUGGGUCAGCAGACCAGAGAGAACAAGAGGAACGGUCGCCUGGGGUCUCUGUAUGAGUUAGAUAAGCAAGUGAAAGCCAUAGAGAGGUUUAUGCGUCGUCUGGAAUUCCAUCUCAGUAAGGUUGAGGAGCUGUACGAUGCAUAUUGUAUACAGCGGCGACUGCGUGAUGGAGCAAGUAAGAUGGUGGCGGCCUUUAACUCCGCCACUGGCAGCAAGGAGGCCAGAGAGAGCCUGAGUGAAGCCAACAAGGGCUACAAAGAGUGCACAGAGCACAUGUGCUCACUUGAGAGUGAAUUAGAAAGCCAGAUGGGAGAAUUUCAUGUCAAGAUGAAGGGCCUCGCUGGCUUUGCACGGCUCUGUGCUGGUGAUCAGUACGAGGUCCUAAUGCGGUAUGGGCGGCAACGCUGGAGGCUGCGAGGCCGCGUGGAAGUCAGCAACAAGCAGAUAUGGGACAGUGAAGAGUACAUCUUUCUGCCACUUGUCACAGAGCUGCUGUCAAUCAAGGUGACGGAGCUGAAAAGCCUGGCUAAUCAUGUAGUGGUGGGCAGCGUGUCCUGUGAAAUGCUCGACCUGUUCUGCCCGCUUCCCCAGACGCUUGCUGUGGAUAUCAACGACCUCGGGACAGUGAAGCUGAACUUGGAGGUCACGUGGAGUCCAUUUGAUAAGGAUGACCAGACAUCGUCCACCAGUACAGUUUCCAAACGGCUGCUGUCUAAUCAGAGCCCUCCUGACACGCCCUCUAUGCGGGAGCAGGUGUUUUAUUCUCUGCUGAAGCGUCAAGGAGAAAUGGAGAACGGGACCGUGUGGUCCAACUCCUCCGAGUCCUCCGACGACUCCUCCAGUCCGGCCUUGGCUCACCACGCUCAGAGGCUGACGGCCUCCAACAUGCUGCAAACCACUCUCACCAAUCAGCUGUCGCUCUCGCAGCACAAGUCCAGCGCAUCGACGCCGUCGCUCUCAUCCAACCAGGAGGAGGAUGAGACAGAAGCCGGGGAGGUUUUCUCUCAGUCGGACGCCGUGCCCAACGGCCAUCUGCAGACUUCCUGCUCUCAUACACCAGACUGUACUGUGACUGACAGAGCGUCUGUCAAAUCAGCCGAGCUCUCCGAAACCUCAGGAGACCUGAGCUGCUCAUGCCCUGACGUUUCCUCUGUGCCUCCUGUGUCGCAGACAGAGACACAGGACAUAUCUGAAAGUGGCGUCCCACAGGUGCGUAUUUCAGCGGAGGAGGUAAAAGAGGAAGCGUCUGAGGACUCGUCAGUACAGGCUGGACAGUCUGAAGUAGAAACAGAGGUCAGCACCACUGAAGCAGCAGAGGGACACCAGGUAGAAGCCACAGAGAAACACAGUCAACCACUUCAGUCCAUCCAGGAGUCAAAACAACCGCAGGACGCUCUGACGGCCCCUUUUCCCACUUCUUCUAGUUUCACUUUGGAGGUCGAGACAGCACUUGAAAGUUUUGACUUUCUCAACUGCUCUGACCUUGAGGAAGAUGAGGAGGAAGAGGAACAACAGGAACAACAGGAAGAUGAAGUAAAGAAGAAGGAGGAGGAGGAGGAGGAUGAUGAUGGGCAACAUGAAGAGAACCAAAACAAAGAGGAGGAAGAGACAGUGGCGGAAGAGACAGUGGUGGAAGAGAAAGUGGCGGAGAAGAAAGUGGUAGAAGAGAAAGUGGAGGAGGAAAAAGUGGUGGAAGAGAAAGUGGAGGAGGAGAAGGUGGAAGAAGAAGAAAAGGAUGAAGAGAACUUUUACUCUGGAGGAAGUGAUGAUGAGGAGGCAGAUGGUCUACAGAUCCUUAUGGAGGCCCCGGAAGGUUUCAGAAACUCAGAUGAAGAUAGAUUCUCUGAAUCUCAGGAGUCCAGCGUGGAGGACGGGCAGGAUGUGUGUCAGAUGGAGCUGGCCGAUGAGAAGGAGGAGCACAGCGAGGAAAAGGGAGACGAACCACAAGGAGAGGACACAUCACAAGCUCAGGAGGAGCGUCCCUCUACUCCCACCCACUUGGCCACUACUGUCUUCUAAUGAGACCAGUGGCACCAUACUUAAAAUCAUUUCUCCCACUCUGCCAUCCACUCAUGCCAUCCCCCUCGCACACCGCGGCAUCGGAGGCCUUGAGGAUGUUCCACUUACUGCUCAGACAAACAAGCUCUCCCAUUAACGGCAGAGUUUGUGCACAUAUUUGCCUUGUUCUGACCAAGAACGAUAAACCUCGAGGUUUCCGCACCUCAGUCGUGACUGAAAGCCCCCCUUCCCUCAUUCUUUCAACACACACUCCACCAUCACGUUGCCUGGGUUUAAGUG
Molecule: messenger RNA, 2710 nt
Organism: Epinephelus fuscoguttatus (brown-marbled grouper)
Lineage: Eukaryota; Metazoa; Chordata; Actinopteri; Perciformes; Serranidae
Product: rho family-interacting cell polarization regulator 1-like
Exons: 17
Coding region: 284-2431 (715 amino acids)
Source: RefSeq, a predicted model, not a curated record